GAGUCGCCCCGCCUUCAUCAUAUCUUUAUCAUCCAGCAGACUCGUUCUAGUAGUAAGGAACACACAUUUCGCCGCAGAAAAGCGACAGUCGUAUGCGCAUACUUGGACAGGCUAAAAGCGCAAAUUAAUUCUUCCAGCAACUUGUGCUUAGUUGAACGAACGCUUGGACUCACUCACCAUCGACAGUUCUGUGACUAUAACAUAAAAGCGGAAAAUACAUUAUUAUAUAUUAUAUACAUAUUUAUAUAUUGUUUUUUUUACAUAUUCUUUUCGAGUACAAUGAUAUAAUUAAUUCGAUUCUAAAAUAAUAUACAGAAUUUCUCUCAUACAAGACAUUGCAUUAAUAUAAUAGCCGUAAAUAAUUAACCGACCUCUGAAUGGAGUCUACCGCUAUAUAAAUAUAUAAUUAUAUGUGUAUUACAUAGGUGUGUGUAUGUAAUUUUAAAUAUACGCUGACAAAUAUAAAACAUAAUACAUACAUGAACAUAUGUAUAUGAUAUAUAUAUACAUAUCAUCGCAAUAAAAGGGAAAAGGAAUAAAAAGAGUAAAAACAACAACACAAAAGGAAAAUAAAGAAAAUGGUAGCUGUGAAGUUUUUCUUCAUAAUACUUUUUUGGGAGCUUUUCACGGAAUUAUGUGAGGGUAGAUGUCCUCACAUUCGAAGAGUACCAAACCUGAAAGUAAGAUACAGAGAUUCGAGGAGAUAUGUAUUCUUCAGCUGCAAGCGAAAAUUUGCAUUGGUUGGUCAGCGUUAUGCUGAAUGCCACCGGGAUACUUGGUCCAAAGACCCUCCUAUGUGUGUUGCAAGUGGUUGCCGUCCAAUGCAAUUCAAUCAGAGUGUUCUUGAUGUUACAUACACUCAUCGUGGGGCACUAGCCACCUUUCAGUGCAAAGCCGGCUAUGCAAUGGAAAAAAAGGAGAACAGAGUAUUCUGUAACAGAUUUAAUUGGAAUAAACUGCCUCCAAAAUGUUUAAAAACUGCUUUAGAAAGUCAUUGCGAUUUUGAAGAGGGAAGGUGUGGUUGGCUGCAAGACCACACAGAUGAGUUUGACUGGACAAGACAUUCACUGGAUACUGACACCAAAUACACAGGACCUUCAAGUGACCACACAUAUGGAGAUUUAAGAGAAGGUUACUACAUGUACAUGGAAGCCUCUACUCGGAAAAUUGACAGCAAAGCGAGAUUAUUGUCUCCUUUAUUUGUAGAAACCAACUCUACAAUGUGUUUUGAAUUUUGGUACCAUAUGUGGUGCCAAGGAGCAAGAGAACCUGGUUUUCUACAGAUGUAUUUGCGCCCAGUAAGUAAAUACUUGAAUCAGUCCAAGAUUCUGUUUAAUGAGACCGGUGAUCAUGGAAAUAAGUGGCACGAGGUAAAGAUUCAACUGGAAAACAUAACAGAAUCGUUUCAGAUUGUGAUACAAGGAGUACGCAAAAAGAAUUACCAAAAUGACAUUGCAAUUGAUGACAUUCGACUGUGGCGUGUUGCUUGCAAUGACACUUCAAAAGAAUGGAAUCCAAGUUCAACUAAUAGUGAAAAAAUUUCAACAUUUAAAAGUGCCUCAUAUUCCAUAACUCCUUCCAGUAUCCGUCCAUCUUCAUCCGUUUCUCCAGGCAAGCCUACUACGUCAAAUGUAGAAAAUAAUUCUGGUAGAUCAGAAUUUAUCUCAAAAUUAAAAGAACCUGUUUCAAAGGUAUCAGAAGGAGUAACAGCACCAAAACUUGGUAAGCAUACGCAAACAAGUGCACAUGAUGCAUCUCGUGAAGCAAAAACAGCUACAACACCAACAGGAGUGAAUGGUCGAAUGCAUUCAAGGAAGUUCACUAAAAUGAGUGACACCUCGAAACUUUCCCAGUCUUCAACAUCUCCGAAAAUGUCCAUUGAAAUAAAAACGAUAGCAAGUGUAACAGGCAAUGGACACGGUUCUAGUAACACAAUUGGAGAAAUUAAUUCAGCACCUUCUCAAAGGGAUUCUCUUAAAGAGAAAGCUAAAGAAAAUUACACACCUCUAGCAAUUGGCAUUACAGUGGCUUUGUUGCUUGGAGUUUGUGUGAUAUUCUUCAUUGUUUGGUUAUGGGCAUGGAAUCAGGACAAAAAGCGAGCCGAGGCCGAAAAUGAAGAAGAGACACAUCCAAUUACAAAUGCAGCUUCCAAUACCAGUCUUCAAAAUGCUCUGUGAUGUUUUUGCUUACUAUGUUUUUCUGUGUGAAGAAAAUAUUGUAAAAACACUUCUGUUGAUGCAGCAAAGCAUAAAUUCAGUUGGUGCAGCGGUUGCAUGUGAUCUUUCCUGCAUGUGAUCUUUCCUGCAUGUUCUCUCUCUAUAUGUUGUCAUAAAGAUAUUGGGCCAUCCCAUAAAUAAUGUGAUUUUUUUCAAUUGCAUGGACUAAAAGUCAGAAGGGAACGAGAUAAACUAUCUGCAUCAACAUGCUAUAAAAGCAGGUAGUAAUUUUACCUUCUCCUUAUUCUUAGUGCAAGUUUAAAGAGUGCAGUUCGAUUUUAACAGUUAUUUUUUCAAGGCUGUAAUGGAAGUUACAAAGGAGCAUAUUCGGCAUAUUUUGCUUUAUGAAUUCAAUAAAAGCAACAACGCAGCGGAAAGUGCGAGGAAUAUUAUUGCAGUAUAUAGGGAUCGGACAAUAAGUGCAAGCCAGUGUCAACGGUGGUUCUAGAAAUUCCGAGCCAGAAACUACAGCCUAGAAGACGAACCUCGCCUUGGAAGAUCUGUAGAGAUCGACGAGGACGUCCUGCAAAUCCUGGUGGUACAAAAUACCAUUGUAACUGUUGAGGAACUAGCAGAGAAGCUUGGAUUUAGUCAUUCAACUAUUCAUUGAUACCUGCGCUAGAAUAAAAACGACCAUCUUUGCUUUCAAGACAAAAGGUGUUCUUCCACAUACGACAAGGAUAACAUUCCAAAGGCUAGAGUAGUUUGAGUGGGAAACGAUUUCCAUCUUCGCCGGACACUGCCCCAUGUAAUUAUCAUUUAUUCCAUAGUCUUCAAAGUCAUUUGGACAGAAAAAAAUAUGAAUUCUGUAGACGAGGUCAGAACAGUACUGGAGGAGUAUUUUCCCUCACGGACAAGUGAACUUUGGAAGAGGGGCGUUGUAAGUCUACCAGAUAGAUGGAAGAGCAUUGUAGAAAAUGAAAGAGAGUAUAUUUUAUAUUAAAGAAUAACUUCAUCUUAAUUUUGAAAAAUAAAAGUAGUAUAAAAAAAACUGCAUUAUUUAUGGGAUGACCCAACACUUAUGUAUCAUGUCUGAAAAUAUGCGUAUAAAUUCUGUAUGCGGAAGUACCGGUCAUCUAUAGAUGAGUGUAUAUAAACGUGGGUGGUUACAGGGACCAACUGUCAUAACUUGAUGUUAUGUAUAUGAUGUAAAUAAAUGCUAUUGCAUGCACUCAGAUACAUUUGUAUAGAACGUAUGAGUGUAUGUGGAUGUUAGUGUAUGUGCAUGUAUUAGUUGUAUAUCUGUGUAUGUAAGGGUGAAAAUUGAACUAGAAAUUUAUUGAUGUAAAUAAAGAAUUAUACAAUAAAAUGAAAUAAAAAUACAUUUCAAAUUUAACAUAAAAA
Messenger RNA from Octopus bimaculoides (California two-spot octopus), 3560 nucleotides. RefSeq lists its product as uncharacterized. The record is from RefSeq and is a predicted model, not a curated record. Lineage: Eukaryota; Metazoa; Mollusca; Cephalopoda; Octopoda; Octopodidae. Gene Ontology annotation, cellular component: membrane.